AAGGAAAGAUGGCCGCCUGUCGAUGUAAACCUGGUCCAUGUGUAGCUCCAAAAGUGUGCCCAAAGCUCCAUAUUUCUGUCCUAUGAUGUUCAGCUCUUCAAUGCCUAUUGGAAUUGUCUUCAUUCAGCGAUCAAAGAUUUACAUAUUUUGGGCAACAUGCUGAGGUUCAUGAUAUAUGUAUCCAUUCCUAACGCUUGGCGUCGCUUACGAUAUGGGAAUGCAACUGAAGAUCGCCUCCUUGAAUUCGUGAAGAGCACAGCAGUAGAGGGCGAUGCAGCUAGUGUGCUGUCUGCCGUGGAUAGAUUCAAGGAUGAGAAAGAGUGGAUGGUCAGUAUUGAACGGAGGAAAAUGGAGAAAAUCGGCACAGUACUUGAGGAAACGAAGCCCAAGAAUUGCUUGGAGCUUGGCACCUACUUGGGUUACUCUGCAGUUUCCACAGCAGUUCAUCUGCCUGAAGGAGCUCGCUUGAUCACAGUGGAGAUAAACGAAAAAUAUGCCAGCAUCGCCAAGCAGUUGGUAGACAUGGCUGGUCUAAAUCAGGUUUCGGUCGUUACUGGGAAAUCAUCAGAUGUCAUCCCAGAGCUAUGCAGCAGAUACUCAAUGGACAAGCUGGACUACCUAUUCAUUGAUCACUUUGGCAGCCAGUACUUGCCUGAUCUGGAACGACUGGAGGAACUCCAUCUCCUUCGCAAGGGGACCGUCAUCGUGGCCGACAACGUCCUGUUUCCCGGCUGUCCCGAUUACAUCAAGUAUGUGGAGGGAAGCAACAAGUUUACCACAGAGCGCUUCUAUUGUAAAGUGGAUGGCCUUGGCGUACAAGAUGCCAUUGCAAUCUCUGUCUACAAUGGUGGUGACCAUGGUGAUGACUAGGUUUAAUGUUGUCUCCACCGUGGCACAAGUAGACGUUUCAACUUUGCUGUCCUGGCGCUUGUUCCAGAGUGAUUGGAAUUAAAAAAUUUACAGCAAAACUUAGAUCAACUCUGACAACAACUCAUUGUGACGAGCUGGAAAUACAUGUACCUUUGUGCAGACACUCUAUGUAAAAAUCACGUUUGGAGAAAUCAUAAUUGUUAACAAUGCUGACAUGCUUCCAGUAGCAAAACUGAAUUUAUGUUAAAUUUUCAUCAAUGGUGGCGGGGCACACAUCUUGAUCAUUGCAUUUUUUUUUGUUUCAGAUAAAUAUACCGCUGCCUGCCUAAUGAUUGCCCUCUUUUUAAGCACUGAUAUUGAAAUGUACUUUUUUUCUAGUUUUAUAUUCAAGAUAUACAUGCGCAUGUAUGCAAUAAAUUAAAGAAAAUACUAGUGCAUGUGUAAAAGCUGCCUGAAAUAAAUUACCAGUUCAUGUCAGUAAUUUUAGUUUUUAUUCAGAACAUGUCAAUCAAAUCCACUCUGAAAUGAAAUAUGAAUUUGCCUAGUUGGUUCUUGCAUGACACUUUAACUCUGUUUUAAAGAAAAUGUUUGAUUUUUAGGGAAUAUAAAAUGCAUGUAUGCUAUCUGCUAUUGAUAAUUACAUAAUUUUGAAAAGUGGUUAAGCAGUGAACUCCGGGUGCUUGUAGAUCUGGCUUGUACACCUUAAUGUACAUUUAAGAUCCUUGAGGUUGCCAAAGAUGGAGCCAGUUGGAGACACUGCAUUAUCAGCUGCCGUGCAGCCGACUACUACAUGUACUUGUAGCAGUAGAUUUGUGUUCAAUAUUGCAUUUUGAAUGCACCCAUUAGGCAAGUGGGUGCAAAACUGACAGUCUCUGUUCAUUUCAUGCAGGUCAGGAUUGGGAUCAGUGGUCCAACGUUGGUACCCGACACCUGAACCCGACUAAUGGAUAGUGCAAGCCAGCUUUGAGAUCAAUGAUCACGAUCCAGAUCCGUGUGAAACGAACAGACACUGAAAUUCAUAUUAUUUUGUAAGCAUGCAUAUGUACAAAUUCUUGCCUUGCCAGUGGAUAUUUCAUGCUAGCUCAAAGCGCAGUCAUUGGCAUUGGUUUUUAAGGACUCCCUUGGCAUCAGGUGCACAGUGUACCAAAUUAGUACACUUUAAAUCCUACACCAGUUGUUAUUUUUUUUUCUUUCUUUUUCACGAGAAAAUGAUGCUGUGUUUUAAAGACUGCCAGCUGAGAAAGAUUCCUUGUACUCCUGGAAACUUCUGCCUUUUUUCCCCUUAUACAGCAGAACCCUGUUUAAAACAAGGUCCAAUAGAGUACCGAAGUGUGACGUCACCGUGAACCAGAAAGUGCAGUGCAAACGAAUGGAGUACGCGCGUGUUGGCUC
This is a messenger RNA of Acanthaster planci (crown-of-thorns starfish), 2262 nucleotides long. RefSeq names its product catechol O-methyltransferase-like. The record is from RefSeq and is a predicted model, not a curated record. Gene Ontology annotation, biological process: catecholamine catabolic process; dopamine metabolic process; developmental process. Gene Ontology annotation, molecular function: catechol O-methyltransferase activity. NCBI's taxonomy places the organism in Eukaryota, Metazoa, Echinodermata, Asteroidea, Valvatida, Acanthasteridae.